This is a messenger RNA of Schistosoma turkestanicum, 8847 nucleotides long. The record is from the annotation of a GenBank genome assembly. Lineage: Eukaryota; Metazoa; Platyhelminthes; Trematoda; Strigeidida; Schistosomatidae.
UGGAUAUUGAAAGCGCAUGAAAUGAAAUAUUGGAGCAGCUGAUAGGUCGCCUACUUCUCGAGUUCCAUGGGUGUAUGAGUUGUUUCAUGUCUUUUCCAUGGAAUGUCUGACCAUUGUUCACCGAGGCCCCAUGAUAAUAGGUUGUCUGAAAAUUCCAGUCAGAGGUCUUCCGAGGGACAAGCAACUUCACACUCAAACACACCUCCGAAGCCAAUAGCGUUAUGUCCACUCGGUCGACCGAUUCACAACCUUUCGUUACUAAGAGGAAACAGUAUCCAAAUUGGUUACGAUCUAAAAAGCCCUUCACACAAGUGGGCUGCCAGCGAUCGCUUGCGCCUCAUCCAUUUUCUACAAGAUAUUCAGCUUGACCGAGCUCUGGAUGUAUUGCCGGAUAACUAUACCUAUGAAGAUCUGCUUAAAUGUUCACUAGAUGAGCUCCGUUCCGUGUUUCUUGGAUGCCUCACAGAGUCCGAAAUAAGCUCCAUUUAUUCAGAUUUACAUUCCUACUCAUCCAGUAGAUAUGCAACAGAGCCGUAUUCACGUUUUGAGGAAUGCCAACCUAGACGGUAUUCCGAAACUUGUCCAUCUGAUCAGGACAGACAGUUGCCUACAAGUGCUCAUCACCGUUCUCGACCUCUUUUGGGUUCAUUUUCAUGCGCUUCUUCGGAACCCCACUCAGAUUUUACAGAAACCAAGUUACAUUCACCAUGUUUGGCAACUUCGGAAGGAAAAACGUCUGGUAAUGAAUGCAGUGUAUCAAAAACGAAUAUAGAACAACUGUCUAAAACUGUAAAGCGUGCAUCAUCUUUUGGCUCAAGUGAUAUCCAUCAAAUCUUAUCGAACUACAGCUCCUUUUCCCUGUCCACCUCAUCGGCUUUAACUGACAGUCACUCACUGUCCUUACAGGAAGGUGGUAAUACGAAGUGUACUAGAUUUUCAGGACCAUGUUCUACCUAUACUCGCCUAUCGAGUUCGGAGCUUUGGAAAGAUUCUCAGUCACGAAGUAUCUGUGAUGACCAGUCUAAAGUCAAACCAACAGCGAAUUCCGUAGUACCAGUUUCUUCUAAGAUUCAAAAACAACAAGCAGAUGCGAACGCAUGUUCUAUAUCUUCAAGUGUAUCAUAUUCGAUUCCAUUUUAUCAGCAUGUCAGUAGUGCAGUACAAAUGUCUCCAUACUUUUCAAGUCGCUUGUCAAGUUAUGAUGGACACUCUAUCCCAGGUACUUUACUACGAAUAAAAGGUAGUUUUAUUGGCCAGUCUGCACCGAACUUGCUGAAUUAUACGCGUGAUCGCAAUUAUAAUGAAUUUGUACACUGCAGAGAUUCUUAUCGAAAUCUCUCGUCAGCUUAUACACCACCUGCAAACCUAAAAAAUCCUGAAUCACUAGUCAAUUCAAAAGCUCCUGGUAGCCCCGAAUGUGAAGCAACUGUUAGACAGCCCAAAGUUUCUACCGAUCCAUCACCACUUGGAUCCACCUCGGGAGUCCUUAAGGAUAUCAAUGAGACUGCCCGAACUCUUACAUCACUCUCUCUUCAUGCUCACCGUCGUAGCAUGUUAGUGAGCGGCUUGGGUAGCCUCAGUGGUAGUAGUGGUUGCAUGGCCGAUCGAAGUAUGUCCAGUCCUGCUCCUUCAAAUGAACCUGAUAGUCCAGUUUUUUCCGCUGCUUCUCUUGCUCAUAAUGAUAUGGCAUACUUUUUAUCGCCGAAGAGCAGUAUUGUUACAUAUGAGCCACUACAGCUGAAUCGAUCGUCUGAUCUCCCUGGUGAAAAUUUACAGACGGAAACACCGUGUACUUUCCAAAGUAUUAGUCAGCAAGAUAAAACUGCAUCACAGCUAAUAAACCCACAAACAAACUUCAAAGCCUUCACAAGUAAAAAUACUGAUACUCUUUCUAUUCGGGAGUCUGGUGAUGCAUCUUUAUUUACUGAGAAACGUAGUUUCAUUCCACGCCUGCGCUUAGGAAAUAAACAUAAUCUGGAUUGUCGUCGUUGGUCAUUAGCCUCAUUACCUUCGUCUGGUUAUGGUACAAAUACUUCAGAGAGUGGCAGUCAUUUAUCUCGUAGUCGAUGUUCAUCAAAAGAAAAUGUUUCUCAUGGUCUUCAUCUUCAAACUAACACACAGUAUGCAAACGAUCGUAUAAUUUCUGCUCGCUCAAAAUAUCAAGCAUCCACACAAACCCCAAACAAAUCCUUACCAAUCGAACGUUCUUAUUCUAUGAGAUCACCCUCCAUACCUGUUUAUUCACAGUUGCCAAAUUCGACAUCCCCUUUAUCAUUCACUUCAUCUGUUGGUCAAAAUGCAAUUUCACCAAAUUUAUGUUUCACAUCACGUUCACUAAAGGAAUCGUGUACCACAGAGACGGGGAAUGAUAUUUUACCUCCUAAUGUUUUACCUUCCUUGUUCACUUCAAGUUAUAGUGUAGAUUCUAAAAGCGUACCACACACACCUGUUACUCGGGCAUCACCUAGAAUUACUCAUAGUUCUGUCAGUGUUGUUCAAACAUGCUACAACUCUAGCUUUGACGGUUGUCGUACCCGUUCACGAAGUUUGAGUCCAUUACGUGUUUCAAAUGUUGGUGGUGAACAGGAUAUACUGUUGUUAAAUCAUGUUUAUCGAGAGCGCUUCCCAAAGGCAUCCGCUCACAUGCAAGAACAGUUGGCUUCUCUGGCUGAUGAAAUGGAACAUAUGGAUACAGUAUCUUGGUCUGCAGUAGCAAGAUUUGUCCAUUGUCAAGUAGUCCAACAUGCUCGAGAUUGUUUGCAAAAGGCUCUUUCAGGUCUUGUAACUUGUCGUUAUUUUUAUGAAAUGACUGAAAAUUUGAGCAAACUUGUCGAAGAUACUCGUACUCGUGACGCGGAUUCUAUUCCACUUGUCGUUACAUUUAUCCGCCGACUACUUUUGAUUAUUGCUCGGCCUGCCCGAUUGCUUGAAUGUUUGGAGUUCGAUCCGUCUGAAUUUUAUCAGAUGUUAGAAGCUGCUGAAAGUCAUGUACGUCAUCAAACGAACUCCGUUAAUGUACCGGGUUCUCAGAUCAUAUCAGCUGACGUCCCUCUGUACAUUAUUUCAAAACUCGGUCUCAGUAAAACUGUCUUGGAUGAGUCACAGAACAUCAAGACUCCUUAUCUGUGUAGUACUACUUUAAAUGGUUCACAUCAUUCAGAAAAAUUUAAAUCCGAUUCUACCAUAGGAAUUAGAACAACUAGUGGAUCUAACCUGAAUACAUGUGCGCAUAAUGAUGAUGAAAUUAUUUCACGAACAGCGCGUAGCAAUAGUAGUUGUGUUCCGAUCCGUCCACCUUGUGAAGCUGACUUCGAAGUGAUUAAGCUUAUAUCUAAUGGCGCUUAUGGUGCUGUUUAUCUUGUAAGACAUAAAAUAACUAGACAACGAUUUAGUUUAAAGAAAAUUCGUAAACAACACUUACAAUUGCGUAAUCAAGUUGAACAAGUAUUUGCUGAACGAGAUAUUAUGAGUUUUGCAGAUAAUCCAUUUGUUGUUAGUUUAUGUUGUACAUUUGAAACAAAAAAAUGUUUAUGCAUGGUGAUGGAAUAUGUGGAAGGGGGUGAUGUGGCAACUUUAUUAAAACAUAUUGGUGGACCAUUACCAUUGGAUUUGGCUAGAAUGUAUUUUGCUGAAACUGUAUUAGCACUUGAAUAUUUACAUAAUUAUGGUAUAGUUCACAGAGAUUUAAAACCGGAUAAUUUGCUUAUAACACAUGAAGGUCACAUAAAGUUAACGGAUUUUGGACUCUCUCGAAUUGGAUUGAUGAAUCUUGCUACUAAUUUGUAUGAAAAAAAUUUAGAUUUAGAAAAAGACUGUAAAAUGUUUCGUGAUAAACAAGUAUUUGGAACGCCAGAAUAUAUUGCUCCAGAAGUAAUUCUCCGACAGGGUUACGGUAAACCAGUGGAUUGGUGGUCAAUGGGUAUUAUGCUAUACGAGUUCCUCGUAGGGUGCGUUCCGUUUUCUGGUGCUAGUAUAGAAGAGCUCUUCGAUAAUAUCGUGACAGCACCAAUCGACUGGCCCGAGGAAGAAGAAUGGAGAGUUACUCCAUCAGCUGUGGACAUAAUAACAAGACUUCUUGAGCGAGACCCUCUUCUCCGUCUUGGAACUAUUGGCGGAUCAGCAGAAGUUAAAGAAACUCUAUUCUUCUCUGGUCCAGGUUCAGUAGAUUGGAAAAAUUUACUACGACAAAAAGCCGCUUUUGUACCUCAACUUGAACAUGAAGAAGACACCUCGUACUUUGAUCCGCGCACUGAUCGUUACAAACAUGAUGUGGAAAAUGAUGAGGAUAUAUAUAUUCCUAUGGAUUAUGGUAUGUGUAGCAAUCGAUCUUCUCCUGCACCUCAUUUGUCGGUUUCCCGAAAUUUUAGCUUUAAUUCAUCUGCCGAUCAAGGCCUAACGAAUAUCAUCCGGCGACCAGCAGCUUCUCGUCUUGGACGUGCUAAACAACAAGCUGUUGAACAUAAACGUAGUCACAGUUUGGGGGACAAUAAUAAUUUGUUUCUCCGAUCAUUUAUGUCUCGUUCAAAAAGUCGAAGCAUCCGUGAUUCACCUAUAAACACUCCACAGUCAUUUAUGCAUUCAGAACUAAGCAGUUCAAGUUCUCAACGGUCUUUAUGUCAACCAAAAUAUGAUCCUGAAAAAAUUGAACAUGACAUGGUAACUUCUACUUUAACCGCGGAAUCCGUUGCAAGUCGUAAUGCUCUUCACAUGCUGCAAAAUUUAUCAUUAGCCUCCGGAACUACAGAAAAUUCCAUGUGCUCAAAGUCAAUAAAUGAGAAUGUCAUUCAUAGUCAAAAACCUACGACGUCUGAGAUAAAAUUAGAAAAGUUGAAUGUAGAUGUUACUAAACCAGAAGUUAGUGAUGAUGAUCUCGAUGUCAGUCAGAGCAUGGCUGAUGACUCACGUACAUUCCAUUAUUUCUCUUCCUAUUCACCUCGUUUCUCUGUUGUUUUGGAACAAGCUAGAAUGAACGAACUUCGUCUUAACAAUUCAAAUACCAGUUUGAACUCUAACGAAGCAGAUCCUGCCAACGAAAACAAUACGCUUCAUACUUCAUCAUCUCGUAUCAAUCUGACAUCUAAUAAUUUUAAUAUCAAGCAUGUGAAUCCCGAACUUUCUAAAGAAAACUGUAAGUUUGAUCCAAACGAACAACAGUCAAUUACAAAUAAUCAAAACACUAUUUCUUCUGGUUACCCAAUGAAUAAUUUCCAAAUUAACACUAACUCAUCGAAUCUUCGAUCAUCUGAUAUAUCGAGUGCUGAUGAAUCUACUAAAUAUGAUCAGUUCUCUUCCGACAUUAUCAACCAAAGCGUUAUUAUCCCUUCAAUCACCCACACCGGUACUGAAAGUGCGACACCCAUUCUGUUAAACGCCAAAGAGUCAGACAAACAUCCCAUUAUGUCUGAUGCUAGUAAACAUUCAAAGUCUUCUGAAUCGGAUUCUAACUCGAGUUUAGAACUGUUUCAAAACGAUUCGAGCAUUCACUUUUCUCGGAAUUCUACCAGAGAUGAACCAACGAUUUACCAGCCUACUAAUCUUGUUUCUUCUGAAUCCAUUGAAAAACCCCUACAAAUGCCCAUAAAUUCCGCUAGUCUUGAACACUUUGCCAGACACACACCUUCUCAUUCAUCGACUUCAAAUUCAUCUUCAUCUAAAUCCUCUCUUUCGUUGACGGUUCUCACUCCUCAUACAGAAUCGUUCUUCUCUCCCAUAGUUGACCAUGAUUCCGCUCUACAUAAAGGUCCAUGGUUUCUUAAUGUUGAUUUAAAACCAGAUGAAGAACAUAUCAAUGCUUGUUCUCACCAACAUACUUCUCGUCCGUUCAUGUCCUUUAAAAGUACAUCGCCGAUACUUUGUCCAAGCAGCGGAACCUCUACGAUCAAAUCAGAUAUGUAUUGCUCUCACCCAUCAUACUCAUCUGGGCAGUUCCCUUCUGGGCCCUCACAUUUCAACAACAAUUUCUCACGUAUUAUACACCUGCCAGUUUCUCCUGUGGGUCUUAACCCUCCUAUGCGGCCUUUUAUGCCUUACACACAUGGAAUCCCUCGCCAAUCUAUCAUAAUCAAUAAAGGUAAACAAGGCUUUGGUUUUGUUUUCCGAGCUAUUCGAGUUUUCUUUGGUCUAUCAGAUGCAUAUACAUUGCAUCAUCUUGUACUUGAAGUUGUGCCUCAUGGUCCAGCAGCUAAAGCCGGUCUCAAAGUAUCUGAUUUAAUUCUUAGCGUUAACAAUGUAUCGACGAUUGGAAUGUAUCAUACAGAUGUCGUAAAGCUAAUCGUUCAGAGUGGGACUACUUUACACCUUCAUGCAACUCCUAUUAGUCAAACAUUUAUUCGUUCUGAUGGACCAUACCGUUCUUCUGGUCGUCUGGUACCACGUGUUACUUCAACAGCUCAUCUACCUAAUACUGUUAGCAAUAAUAGCACAAAUAUUAUUAGUAAUAGUAAAAAUGAUUACUCUACAAGAUACUCAAAUCAAUUUCCGGAUAAGUACACAUGUACGCCUUAUACGCAGUUUAGUUCCUUAAUGUGUUGUCAUUCUAAUGCUCCUGAAUCAAUAUCCAAAGAUGUUUUAUCACAGCCUUCUGAUGAUAAAUCAUAUGCUUCAGUAUGUACGUCAAAUAAUUCAAGAAACACUGAUGAAGUAGCUAAACGCAUAACUCGACGUCUGACGAUAAGAGAAGCUCGUCACCGUCACUUAAAUAAUGCAGCUUAUGAACCUAAAGUUCAAUAUAUACAACCAGAUACCAAUUUAAAUUGUUGUUUUCAUCAUUCAGACUCAGUGCCAAAUAGUGCCUGUAUAAAUAGAUCGAAAAGUUGUUAUUCUCAGCCAGUAACAACAUGUUCUAAAGGAUCUGCUCAGACUUAUGCUUCUGUUGCUGCUCAACGAUUUGGUAUUUCUUUAGGUCAAACCCCUACUAACCGCAUAAGCUCUAAUUCAGUUUCUCAAAACAAUAACAUGUUUUUCCCAGUACAUCGUAGAUCGCUUGAGAAACCUCUUAUUCGUCAGUUGAGUGAACGACAACAUCGAGCUAUGUUUUCUACGCCAGAUGAUAUUUCGUCAACGAACAGUCCUACAGCGUAUUCCGUUCGCAAUACAGUCCCCUACAGUUCACCUCAUCAAAGUCCUAGGUCUGAUCAUUUUCAAAAACAAAAUGUAUUCAGUUUCCAUAAACCAUCAUUAACUGUCACUUCGUGUUUUUCUGGUCCUUCUUUCCCCUCUUCUGGCCGGUGUUCGGGUGGAGACUUAUCUUCUCAUAGUUCUCCAGGUUCUGGUAGCUCAGCCACUGCUUCGGUUUCUCGACCUUGUGAUUCUACUCAUUCAACCCUAAAUCCAUUUCAACAGGGACGUUUUGGUAGUCUACGGGCCUCCUACCAUUCAGCUACUCAAUUUUUCAAUUCACAUUCGGAUAAUUCAUCAAUGAAACUAACGUUUGCUCGUCAACAUGCACCUAAAUCCACAUUUAUUACACAAAACUCAAAUGGAUCUCAGUGUAGACAUAGUGAUCCUAUUCGACCUGCACGGAUUUCAGAAGACACACGAACUGCUUGUUCCGUUGUACCCAACCUACAAAACUCCAACAGCAAUUUGUCUGGAUCGAUUCAAACACCUGCAUUUAGCCCCACACCAGCACCACUACAGACUCCUGUUCAAAAUACUGACUUGGAUAAAUUCUCAGUUCAGGCAAAUGCUCUAGUGUCAUCAGGUCAAGUUAAGUUACGUAGGCAUAGUCAUCGAUUUGCCGUUCAACAUGUAACCUCACCUAAAAGUUCAGUUGAAAGUAGUGAGGAAAAAUUUAAGAAAUAAUGAUAAUUUUUAAAAUUCAAGUACUUUGAUGGUGAGACAUCUUUUUCUCCUUCUUGACCAGCUUACUAUUAGCUUUUUCAAUCAUUGUCCAGAUUAUUUUGGGAUAAAUUCAAACAAACUUAAAUACUGUGAUUGUUAUUUUUUAAGAACUACUGGGAUUCAAAAUUUUGCUUAUGCAUAAAAUUUGUUGAGAUUUUUCAAAGUAAUUCGACUCUCCCGGUUUUCUUGAUCUAUGUAGUUCUGCUUCAUAUUUUCCCCAUUCAAUUCACUUUCUUUCUUGUGUUACCUUGGUCAUUAUAGUUAUCUUCUUGAUUAUUUAAUAAAUAUCAAGUGUUAUUGUACUUACAUUACAUAUCUCCUUACGUUGUUCAUCUGUUAUAAAUGGAUCAUUGUUUUUAUUAUUUUUUGUCACGUAAGUAUUACAGUUUGUUCAUAUUGAAGUUGAUCAUAUUUUAAUGUGAUAACUUCACUGUGCCACAUUCCUUGUAAUACACUCUUGUUCAUUGCAAUAAUUUGAUUGUUAUUGAAGUCAGUUAGAUUUUUUCUUUAGGGUAUCCAUGGUAUCAGUAUUUUAUUUCUCAUUUAUACAGUUAUCAUAAUUUGUGAUUGUGUCUUCCUUUCUUUUCUGGACCAUGUUGGUAAUUUCUCUUCAUAAACUGAUCAAUUUAUCUAUAGAUUUGUUUUUUUUGACCACUCUUUUGUCACUACUCCGUAUAUCAUCAAAGGGACGUACACGUAAAACUUCCUUACAUAUCUGUUUGUGUGUGUGUGUCUAUGCAGUCAAAAGCUUUUGUGUCUUUAUGAACACAUGUUACUAAACCUAUUCAUCACGUAGUUGCUUUGUACAGUUCUCUUAAUUUACACUAUUUUUUGUUUCUUUAUUAUUGACUUUCUUUGUUGAUUCAUUUACACAUUGCAUGCAUCUAUGUUUUAGUCUUUUCCAAAUUGUAUCGUUAAUUCAUCUUGCUUUUUGUUAUUGCGUAAUCUGCUUUACUUUUUCAAACAUCGUAUAGCCAAGAAAAUUAAAAAUUUUACUAUUUAUCA